UUCGACAUUCGCGCGUCGACGGUGACACGAUAUAAAAACUACACGCGGCUCGCUUUACGUAUACAUGUCACGAUCGUGUAUUCAGUUCUGUGGCGAGUAAUCGUGAAUCAGUCUCGUUUGGCGGUACCGAGAGGCGUGUUUCCCAGGCUGUGCAACUGUGCGGUGUUCUAUCCCCGUUUCUCCAUCUUCCGCAUUCCUCGCUUCGAUUGGAGUAUCUCUCUGUGUACGACGAGAGCGUGUAUCGACGGCUCCACGACAACGGAGAAGACCAGUGGUACGCGCAGAACAGUUCGAUUGAAGGAGAGCCAACGGAACACCAGCUGAAAUCAUCUCGAUCCUGGACGGAGGAUGAGCUAAAACGGAGCGAAAUAGAGAAGAGCGGAACGAAGCGAGGGAACGAGUCAUCGACGAAUUUUCCUAGGUAUGCAGCCAGCAGGGAGGAUGCAACGGUCGAUGACGUGAAUCGACCGACUUUUCGGUCGAUAACUGCCUGCCACGAUUGGCAGCCUCUGAAUGGCUGGCCAACCGUUCCGUCACUUCUGUCGGUGGACUGUUGUGUGCCCCGGUACCGGAUAACCGGCCUAUAAGUGCGUUUCCUCCUGCCGCGGCCCACUCGAACGAUAAUCCUUUAUCCGUGAUAUUCCAUUUCUGCCUCGUAUUACCAAAUGCUGUUCGUAUACGGUUGAAGUGAUCCCCUUGACCGUCUCCGAGUUUCUUCGUCACACUCCCCGCUUCGCGAUCGUUGGAACGAAGAGUCCCCCCACCACGUCACGAGUCUUGCCCGAUAGAGGAGUGGGAGAAGAGGGGGAAGAAAGGCGGGAAGAACAGGGAAGAAGCGGCCUAUUCUGUUUGGAAUAACAGUUUGUCGAAGGUCGUUGCCGAUCUUCCAUCACGUAAUCAAAAAGUUGGCGAGCGAAAUAGAGGAGAGAGAGAGAGAGAGAGAGAGAGAGAGAGAGAGAGAAAGAGAGAGAGGAACUAGUUAGAGGAACGAAGAGAGAAGGAGUUUGUCGGAAGGUGGGUUCUUCCUUCUUUUUUUUUCUCCUCCUCUCUCUUUUCCUUUCCUUUCUCUCGGCGUGGAAGACAAGUGGCCACUUUCUAUCCAGGGGUCGGCGGAUGAAGGCAAAGUGGACGGUGAACAACGCGGAACACCGGUUCCUUUACUACGCGCCUCGCCCUUGAUUCAGAAGGACGGCCACGUGCAGGACGGUGCGAGACCACGAUAAUCGGUAUCACGGAGAAUCACGUUCAUUUCCCCACCAACUACGGCCACAUGACUUGACGAUCGCCCCACCUACCGCUGUUCGUCGUUGAGCGAAAGCGGCGACAGUGGCAGCAACGUGACCGACGUGGGGAGGGCGAGCGCAUCACGACGACCACGACGACGAUCGACGACACCAACAACGACGGCGACGACGACGACGACGACGAGGAAGAAGGAAGAAGAACGGCGGAGGAGUAAGUCAUCGGUUACUCGCAAGCGAGGAGGCUACUUAACGAGUGACAUAGGCCGUUGGUGGUUCAGUUAGCCGCGGACGGUCAACCCAGGUGCGAGAGUCGUUCGUGCUCUUGCAUUUUAUCCUUUUUUUUUUUUUGUUAUCUCCCCCCUCCCUCUUCCGUUCUUUCUUUUCUUCCCCCGCCUCCUUAUCCGUCUUAUUAUCGUCCAUCUUUUUCCAACGACGAGUUUUUCGGUUGGGAAAAAGGUUCGUUUCCAUCGUGCUCGAAUAGAUAGAUAGAUGGAUGGAUGGAUAAAUAGAUAGAUAGAUAGAUAGAUAGAUAGAUAGAUAGAGAUAAGUGGGCCGUGUUGACGUGGUGGCUGUGCUGGUGCCGUUGUUUGUUGUCGUUGUUCUUGUAUGCUCGUUGCCUCCUCGGUUCGCCGGUAGAGAAGUAGCGGUUUUCAGUGUGGAUAGUGCGGAUAAUAGUGACGAGUGUGAAACUGGAGCCGCAAGUGGUAGCAGCAGUUGCAGUCGAGAGGCAGAGCUAUCAUGUGCCCGCGGAGGAUCUUCGGACUGGCCAUCGUCGCGCUGGUGACUUUUGGUGGACGAGUGGCAGCCUAUACGAAUCAGUGGGCAGUGCACAUCGAGGGGGGACCGGAUGUGGCCCAGCAGGUCGCGCGGGAGCAUGGAUUUCAAUAUCUCGAUAAGAUAGUGGACGAUUGGUACCACAUGGUGCACACGUCAGUCGUGAAGAGAUCAGCGGAACCGCAUUUCGGAGUGCAGGGGAGGCUAAUAGAAGACCGCAGAGUGCGUCGAGCUGAGCAACAACGCGUAAAAUCGAGAACGAAACGGGAUCUAAUUAUUAAACGCGGUCCGUCCAACCUGAGAACCGUUCUCAACGACGAGAUGUGGCCUCAGAUGUGGUACUUGAACAGGGGAAAGGGGUUAGAUAUGAACGUGCAAGAAGCUUGGGCUGAAGGAAUUACGGGACGUGGAGUCGUGGUCACGAUUCUUGAUGACGGAUUGGAGAAGAAUCAUCCGGAUCUUUAUAAGAACUACGAUCCACAAGCCAGCUACGAUGUCAAUAACCAUGAUGAAGAUCCCAUGCCACGAUACGAUGUUCUAGACAGUAAUCGACAUGGCACCAGAUGCGCUGGUGAAGUGGCUGCAACUGCUAACAAUUCCUUGUGCGCGGUAGGAGUUGCAUUUGGAGCUGGCGUCGGGGGAGUGAGAAUGUUGGACGGAGACGUAACGGAUGCCGUCGAAGCAAGGUCUCUGAGUCUAAAUCCUCAACACAUCGAUAUUUAUAGUGCCUCCUGGGGACCGGACGACGAUGGAAAAACCGUCGAUGGUCCUGGCGAACUUGCCACUAGAGCUUUCAUUGAGGGAAUCACAAAGGGUCGCAAUGGUAGAGGGUCGAUUUUCGUCUGGGCGUCGGGAAACGGCGGCAGGGAUCACGACAACUGCAACUGCGACGGUUAUACGAACAGCAUCUGGACGUUGUCCAUCAGCAGCGCGACGGAGAACGGCCAGGUGCCUUGGUAUAGCGAGGCGUGCUCGUCCACCCUGGCGACGACCUACAGUUCCGGUUCAUCGGGGGAGAAACAAGUGGUGACCACCGACCUGCAUCAUCUUUGCACGACCAGCCACACGGGCACCUCUGCAUCGGCACCCUUGGCCGCCGGUAUAUGCGCCCUCGCCCUCGAGGCCAACAGAGACUUGACUUGGAGGGACAUGCAACACAUCGUCGUGAGGACAGCGAAACCUGCCAAUCUGAAAGCUAUGGAUUGGGUGACCAAUGGUGUUGGACGAAAUGUGAGCCACAGUUUUGGUUAUGGCUUAAUGGAUGCAGCUGCCAUGGUGCGGUUGGCCAAAAGAUGGCGAACAGUACCAGAGCAACACAAAUGCGAGGUGUCAGCACCACACAUGGGCAGGCCAAUACCACCAAAGAGCCAGCUAACUCUGGAAUUGCACGUCAAGGAGUGUAGCGGCGUUAAUUUUCUCGAGCACGUGCAAGCAAAGGUUUCAUUGAUGGCAUCGAGAAGAGGGGAUCUUCAGAUACAACUAACAUCUCCACAAGGUACAAAGAGUACCCUUCUUGCAAAAAGGUCACACGACGUCUCGAAGGCUGGUUUCAAUCAAUGGCCAUUUAUGUCGGUUCACACUUGGGGAGAAAGACCACACGGCACGUGGAAACUUGAAAUCCACAAUGAGGGUCGAUACCAAGGUCGCGCCACGCUUCACGAAUGGGCGUUGAUAUUUUACGGGACGUCAACCCUUCCCGAUCGCACGGAAUACGCGUUGUACAAUCCCGCGGGGAUGAACAUACCGAGAAGACCAUUCGUUAAAUCACGCGAGACAGUGUUCUCCAAGGCUCAGAACUCUCUCACGAGCUCGAAGAUCAAGCAGAGCCAACACAAAUCGGAGAAGCCGGGUAGCCUCAGUCCACCUUACGUGGUGAACGCCCAGAUACAGUCGCAGAGGAAGAGCAAGGCGCGUGGCCAGCACAAAAAUGGCAAAUCGGCCAAUAAACCCACCCCAAAGCCAACCGUGCAAACGUUGAGAGGGUUGACCGUGGCGAGAGGGCCUAACGUCGCGGGGGAGGUUCGCCUGAUCACGUCCAGGCCGCGAGGAAGGAGCACACCCAGCCCUGUCACGACCACUGUCACCCAAACCAGUCCGCCCACCACCGUUCCAACCACCAAAGUGGCCAGCAGACAAAGAAUCGUGGACGUGGCGACUGCCUCGUCUCUUCAGAGGGGUUUGAUCCUCUUGGAGCCACCAGCUAAACCUGCCAUUAACAACGUGCCAGCCAUUUUCCAACAGUAUCCCAAGAUUCAACAGCUCUAUCCAUUGUACCCUGUCUAUGCCGGGGUUAGAGGAGCCGGCCAGCAACACGCGACCAGGGCCAAGGGGUUGGAAUUGCUGCAGGAUGAACAGUUCGAUUCGAAGAACUUGGAUAAGGACACCCUAGACGAGUUCAAGCUUGUGUUCUACGGCACGGAAACGUCAUUGGAAUUCGACGACGAGUUGGACAAGGACAAACCGUUACCGCCGGUGAACCAGCAGGACGUGAGCCAGGACAAUACGGCAAUAGGGGCGAGGCACAACGUGAUGGACACGGAGGGUGGGCCGUGGACAGGUAGCCAACAGGUAGAGCGCGUGUCCCAUCCGGAAGUGCAGAGACCGACAACCGAGAACCAGACGAGCGGUUGCAGCGGCAUCGACACUGGAAAUGGCAGGUGCCUAGAAUGUAAGCUGAACUGGUACUACUACGACGGAACCUGCGUGUACAAGUGUCCUAGAGGAACUUACGGCGUUUCUGACGAGUCAAAGGCAGUGUGCUCCAACUGCCAUUACUCCUGCCUAACUUGUUCAGGACCUUCGAAUACCGAGUGCACCAGUUGCCACGAGGAUGCCGAGUUUUCAUCGAGCCUCGACGAGUCCGUGUGCAUCCUACGCGACCUCUCGUGGACCAUGCACUCCACCCUCUGGUUCUACUGGAUGACCAUUUUGUUCUCGAUCAGCGUCCUUUUGUUCAUCGUGAUAAUCGUGUACGUGGGUGUCAAGUGGUAUCUAAAAAACAGAAAUUCGUACAGAUAUAGCAAGGUAUCUUCUUCGAGCAAUGGAGAUGCGCACAAGGACAGUUUGCAAAAUGGUUACAUCUCUGAUAGUGAAUAAAGAAAAUGGACAUUGAGAGAGAGAAAGGAAUAAAAUUGAACGAUCCAGAGAUAUCUUGUUAUGGAUAAAUAUUUUGAUGACAUACCUGUGUGAUGUUUUGUUUAUGGUGUAAUUGAAAUAAUAAUGUGAAGUUGAUAAGAGUUGUUGUUGUAAUAUUUCGAAACGAUGAUUCGAGGAGAAAGGAGGAUUCCGUCCUUCCAGUUUGGCACAUUCCAAUUCAUGUGCGUUAAGUAAGGAGUUGUUAAUGAUCUCCCAGUGAAUAUCGUAGAUGCGAGAGUGCAUUUACGUUGUGAUUUUACGAGGUUAUAUGCAAAGUAUUUAAAGAAAAUUGUGGGAUUUUAAGAGCUUUUAGUACUCGUAGAGGAUAAAAAAUAUUUAAGUUCUGAAAUCAAUUGAUUCGAUUUUCUUUUUUUUUUUUUUUUUUAUUACUUUCAACGAGUACUGUAAGUUCUUAAAUUUUGAUACUCUUAUUUUUUUGACAUCCUGUAUUUUUAUCUUACCACGAAUGAAAUGAAGUAGAAUGGACUUAUUAUUAUUAGAAAUAAUCACACACAAUUUAUAAUUUAAAUGUUGUCUGAAUUCUAAUAUUUAACCAAAUUAAAUCAUUCCACGAGUAUGCGUGUAUGUAAAAGAUUCACAUCGUAGAUUUUCUUGGAAUUUUCUUUGGAAAUUUGAGAUUCACAAUUUAAGCUCACUUUUAAAUUGUGAAAAUUUGCAAAGAUUUACAAGAAUUUUAAAUACGUAAUAGGUAAUUUUUAAUACGUAAAUAGGUAAGUUGAAUUUACAAAUUGUAAAAAUUUACGUAAUAGACUUUCUUAAGAAAUUAAAUUUAAGCUCAACAUUCAAAUUGUCGGAAAUUUUAAUUGAGACACGAAUUGAAUUUACCAAAUUUCGAUUUUCACUUGAAUUAACAUUUAAUAAUUAAGUAUGCGUAGCCAUUAUUCGAUCAUCGUUAAGGGGAUAAACUAAAUUACAGCGUCUAGUGUAUCUUGUGCUCGUCGAUAAUCAAAAUUAAAAUUGCAUUAUAUUCUGCAACUAACUGUAACACAAUUUGCUGUCCGAGUUCCUAGACCGCACUAGAGCACAUUGUAAUUAAUUAAUACACCGGUCAAAUUGCUAUGUGAUACUAUUUAUAUAAAUUGCAUUAAACAUACGAGACGCAAUAAAGUAUAAUAGUAUUUCCUAAUGACCAAAGACUGUUGCACAACUGCUCAGUUAAGAGUGAAUCCUAGAUAUAUAAAAUCAAAAGUGAAUAUUAAAAUUAAUUAAUUAGAUCUCUCAGAUUAACCUUUUUCUUUAAUACAGAUAUUAUAAGGGGAAAAAAGGAUUCAUAAUUUUAGAAUUCGAUGACGUAGAAUGGAAGAAUCCAUAUUUUUUCAAAAUUAUAUCCUUUUUUCAUUAUCUUCUGUAUCUGAGCGUAUAUAUAUUCAUAAGAUAUUAACUUUUUUAGAAUAAAGUUAAAACACAUCUGAAUAUUUAAUAUAGUUUUUACAAUAAAUACCAAGAUGUUAAAGAAUGUUUUGAUUGAUUGUGUAUCGAUUAAGAAAUAACUUGACUUUUGAAUUGAGAAAUCUAAUUAAUAAUAAUAGCUAACUCUAACACUUGUUAUAUAUAUAAAAUAUUCGAAAUGAAAUUAUAAUGUUAAUUAUCAUUGUUAUAAACUGAAAAAAGUGAGACAUUAAAUAAAAAUUUCACUAAUGAAAUGUAAUUGCUAUUUUUAUCCGUUGAACUAUUGAAAAUUAUUAUUUUAUAUGAUAUUAGAAUAAAACCUAUUGUAACAUAA
Molecule: messenger RNA, 6897 nt
Organism: Apis laboriosa (Himalayan honeybee)
Lineage: Eukaryota; Metazoa; Arthropoda; Insecta; Hymenoptera; Apidae
Product: furin-like protease 1
Exons: 13
Coding region: 1983-5114 (1043 amino acids)
Biological process (GO): peptide hormone processing
Cellular component (GO): trans-Golgi network; Golgi membrane
Molecular function (GO): serine-type endopeptidase activity
Source: RefSeq, a predicted model, not a curated record